Messenger RNA from Colletotrichum aenigma, 501 nucleotides. RefSeq lists its product as uncharacterized. The transcript has 2 exons. NCBI's taxonomy places the organism in Eukaryota, Fungi, Ascomycota, Sordariomycetes, Glomerellales, Glomerellaceae. The record is from RefSeq and is a predicted model, not a curated record. Bases 1 to 501 code for a protein of 166 amino acids.
AUGAAGUUCUCUCUCGUCGCUGUCGGCUUCGCUGCCUUCGCCGCCGCCGCUCCCCUGGCCGCCCGCCAGAACAACGUCUUCUCCACCCAGACCUUCAACGACCUCUCCAUCAGCGGCGGCACCGCCGGUACCGCCAAGCAGGAGGCUCUCGACAAGCUCUCCGGUCUCCCCACCGACCUGAGCACCGUCAGCAAGGCCGAUCUGGACUUCCUCAACAGCGUCAACCAGAUCGCCAACGACGCCGAGAAGGAGGCGUUCAACCCUGCCAUUGAGGCCGCCACCGGCGAGGAGGCCGAUGCUCUCCAGCGCGGCAAGAUCAAGAACAAGGUCCUCAAGCUCACCGCCACCAUGCUGAAGCUGCAGGCUCAGCAGGCCCAGGGCGAGGACGUCGCCGACAAGAUGGCCACCGAGCAGAAAAAGCUCGACAACAACAUCAAGCAGGACGAGGAUGAGGCUGGCAACGCCUCCACCGCCCUCGACUUCGACGCCUCCACCGCAUAA